Sporothrix brasiliensis 5110 is the source of this 882-nucleotide messenger RNA. RefSeq lists its product as uncharacterized. Bases 1 to 882 code for a protein of 293 amino acids. Lineage: Eukaryota; Fungi; Ascomycota; Sordariomycetes; Ophiostomatales; Ophiostomataceae. The transcript has 2 exons. The record is from RefSeq and is a predicted model, not a curated record.
AUGGCCACCGCCAGCCGGGCGUCGUCGCUGGAGCUGAACCCGUUGUCGGUGGGCGAUCUGCAUUACCACUACGGCGACAAUGCGAGCGAUGCCGGCAGCCGCAACGGCGACACAGACAAGGAUGCGAUCGCGCCGCUGCCCCAGUACAAGGCGGCAGGUGAGACCGUGGUGGGGUUCGACGGGCUUCUGAAGCCGGCGCCGGAUCUGCGGCUCCGUGAGGACCUGAGCGAAGGCUGCGGUGGGCAGUUGUGGCCGGCAGGCAUGGUCUUGGCGAAGCACAUGCUGCGAUACCAUCGUGACGAUAUGGCUCACGCGAGGAUACUUGAACUGGGUGCUGGUGGCGGUCUAGUCGGGUUGGCUGUGGCCUUGGCAAACCAAAAUGCGGCCGGCAGACCAGCCCCGGAGGCAGCGGACACCGACAACAUCCCCUCCAUGUACAUCACGGACCAGCUGCCCAUGUUCGCGCUCAUGGGCCACAACAUUGCCCUCAACGGCCUGCAGCGCGACGUCCAGCCGCUGGUCCUCAACUGGGGCGAGCCGCUCCCCGACGAGGUCCGCAAGCAGCGGCCCAACGUCAUCUUGGCGGCCGAUUGCGUCUACUUUGAGCCGGCGUUCCCGUUGCUGCUGGCCACGCUGGAAGAGCUGCUCGCGCUCGCCGAUGACGUGGUGAUUUACUUUUGCUUCAAGAAGCGGCGGCGGGCAGACAACCAGUUCAUCAAGAAGGCGCAGAAGAAGUUUUGCAUCACGGAGGUGGUGGACGAGGACCGGCCCGUGUUUAGCCGCGAGGGUUUGUUCUUGUACACGUUCACACGGAAGGAGGCAAAAACAACGGCAAAAUCAGCUGUGGCCAACGGGGUCAAGCCCAAGACGCAGGCAAAGUAG